This is a messenger RNA of Pneumocystis carinii B80, 975 nucleotides long. RefSeq lists its product as hypothetical. The record is from RefSeq and is a predicted model, not a curated record. The coding region runs from base 36 to 929 and encodes 297 amino acids. NCBI's taxonomy places the organism in Eukaryota, Fungi, Ascomycota, Pneumocystomycetes, Pneumocystales, Pneumocystaceae. The transcript has 9 exons.
CUUAAGAUUUCUCGAACGUUAAAUAUAAAAACAAAAUGAUUGAAAAUGAAGAUAAUAUAUAUCAAGGGAAUCAUGAUAAACAGAGAGAUUUAACAAGAAACCUGAAAAAUAAAGAAAUAUUUCAAAAAUAUUCACCACAUUUAAAGACAGAUAUACAAAGACAAAGAAAAAGGCAACCACUAGAGAAAUUUCAUCAAGAACAUACUAUACCAUAUCUUCGCCAACAAAUUCGAAGAAUCCCGAGAUCAGUUAUAAAUAAACGAUGGACACGAAUUUCAGAAUCAUCACUUAUCCAAAUUGUGGAAAUUUUGAAAGAUAUUCAACGAUCAGUUAUCAUGAGUAUUCGUCACAAAACACGGAGGAUGGAUGCUCAAAGAAAUUUAAAUAUAAUGAUUAAUAAGAUACGAGAUCGUCUUUCAAGAUUGUUGGUUCCAUCUUCAAAAGAACAAUAUAAUUAUGAAAAAUUAAAAGAAAAAAAUCAAGAAUUGGAAUCUAUUCUUAUUUCAAAUUUAGAACAAAUAUCACGAUUAGAAAAAGUAUUAAGUCAUGAAAAACACUUACUUUCUAAAGAAGAGGCGAAUUUUCGAGAUUUGACAAAAAAUGCACAACAUGAUGAAAAAUCAAAAAAACAGAUUAAAAGACUUCAUCCUUUAUUAGGAUUGCAAGAUGAUCAAAUAGAGCAAAAGUUUUCGUCUGCUCAGAUUAAUUUGAACGAAAAUAAUUCUUUAGCAUUUGACAUAUCGGAUGAUAAGUCAUUUAUUAAUCUGGAAAGGCAGGUGAAACAGUAUGUUAAUAAUAUGAAAUCAAAUUCUAUUAGAGCAGGGAAAAUUAUGCAAUUAUCUCAAAAGGCUCAAGUUACUUUAUUGAAAAUUUUAACAUCAUAUGAUCAUUUUUUAUCGCAUAAGAUUUCGAUUGAUACAUGUAUUUAGUUGGAAAUAAUUGUUUAUGUAUUUUAUAUGUAUUUCUGAUACUUUU